AAUAAAAAACACAGGCGCCACUGCAAAUCGAUAACCUCCAUUCAUCCCGCCAUGUUUUAUCUUCCACUUAAACCCACAACUCCAUUCACCUUCCUCAAUUCCAAAACCCUAACCCCACCCAACUGCUGCAAAUCCCAGCCCCAAACCGAGCGGGGAGUCUCCUUCGACGCCGGCGACACCUUCUUCCGCCACGAGAGCUCCACCGCACGCGACCUCGCCGUCCUCUCCGCCGCCAUCUACAAGAAAUCGCACAAUGAGCUCCGGGUGCUCGACGCAAUGUGCGGCUGCGGAAUCCGCUCUCUGCGGUACCUGGCGGAAUCCGGCGCCGAUUUCGUGCUGGCGAACGACGCCAAUCCGGACUGCGGCGGAGUUAUUGCGGGGAAUUUGGAGAGAGCGGACGCGGAAAAGAAGCGGUGGGUGGUUAAGCAUUUGGAGGCGAACCGGCUUCUGACGGAGUGCUAUUUGGAGAGGGAUUUUUUCGACUUCAUCGAUGUCGAUUCGUUUGGGAGCGAGUCGAGUUACCUUCGGGCAGCUAUGAGUGCUGUGAAAUUGGAUGGGCUUUUGUAUGUCACUUCCACCGAUGGGUAUUCCUCCGGCGGCCACCGGCCUCAGCAAACUUUGGCUGCAUACGGUGCAUAUGUUAAGCAUAUGCCAUACUCAAAUGAGCUUGGAUUAAGAAUGCUUAUAGGUGGAGCUUUGAGGGAGGCUUCAGUAUUGGGUUAUCAUGUUGUGCCACUCUUCUCGUACUACUCCUACCACGGCCCCGUUUUUCGAGCAAUGCUCCAAGUUAGGCGUGGCAAGUUUCCCAUUAAGAGGGAUUAUAGUUUCAUUAGCUACUGCAUUCAAUGUGGAAAUUCUCGGGGAUUCUCUUGGGAUGAACUUGGUCAGAUGAGGUGCUCUUGCAACGACAUUCCAGGUUCUCUUGUUGUUUCAGGGCCACUUUGGACAGGCCCUCUUCACAAGGCAUCCUUUCUUACUGAGAUGCUAGAGUUGGCCGGAAAAUGGGGUUGGACCGACGAUAGAACAGGAAAACAUAUAGAAACACUGUUAAAAGUAAUGAUUGAUGAAAGUGACCCUGUUUUGCCAUUUGGAUACAUCAGAGUAGAUGAGAUAGCAAGUCGAGCCAAGGUUAAUUCGCCUCCCCUAAUCUCUCUGUUGGCCACCUUGCACAAGGAAGGAUAUGCUGCCACAAGAUCCCAUAUUGCUUUGAAUGCAAUCAAGACAAACUGUCCUAUGGUCGAAUGCGUGAGGCUUGUUAAAGAAUUCCAUUCCAUGUCUGCCGAUGAAAAAUCACAUGGGCUCAUCGAAGCAUAACAACAAAUACUUGCAUGGAAACACCUGCUUUCAUGAUCCAAAUUUCAAUGAAGCCUGAAAUUGCUUCACAAAGAGGAGAUUCAAAGAAAGGCACAUCACCCACAAGUUUGGCAGUUUUGCUGGUCAUUGAUUAAAUCAUAUAAUUUGUAGUAGAUUUUUUUUCUGGUUUAUUCUUGCCAGGAAACAGAAAAUUCAGAGGAAAACGAUAGAUAAAUGAAAAGAUGAAGGACGAAGGGUUGCAUG
This is a messenger RNA of Erythranthe guttata (spotted monkey flower), 1557 nucleotides long. Its product is annotated as N2,N2-dimethylguanosine tRNA methyltransferase. Gene Ontology annotation, molecular function: RNA binding; tRNA (guanine) methyltransferase activity. Gene Ontology annotation, biological process: tRNA N2-guanine methylation. Lineage: Eukaryota; Viridiplantae; Streptophyta; Magnoliopsida; Lamiales; Phrymaceae. Gene Ontology annotation, cellular component: nucleus. The record is from RefSeq and is a predicted model, not a curated record.